AGUGUGGCAGUUGCUGACCUCUAUGGUCGCCACUGCUUUGCUGUUGUCUCCUAGCAACUGGAACAAACGGUUGACUCAAGCAUCCUGUUGCUAGGAGACAAGCAUCCUUAGCACUACCCUGUCUUUUUUAGCAGAGGGAGCUGGAUCCCUUUGGUCAGCUGUUGCAAGAGCUUGCCCUAAUGCCAGUCAACGUGUAUCCUGCCCCUUGGUAUAAAGAAAAAUUGCCUUCCAAGUGUUUUCAAAAACAGGCCAGUAACAAAGAGAGAUUCUCUGAUUCUCUCAACGCUCAGCGAUGGAAAUUCCUGAAAAAUGGCCUGGAUGAUUUCAGAAGUGGCUGCCCUCCACCUUCGGACAACAUAAUAAUUCAAGGCACAAAAGGGCCCAUGCCGAUAAUCCUACAGUAUAAGAAACGGGAUACUUCGCAGAUUGUCUCGUACAAAUCCAGAGACUUGCUGAGUAAGCACAAAGUACUUCGCUCCAGACUUCCUACACCUCAGAAAGCCAAGGCAGACAACAUUACUCAGACCAAGCAUACCCAGGUACAACACCCACUGGCACUUUAUCCACAUCUGGAAGAGAGUGUGCCUCCAGAGCUUUUUGAUGACGUUAUGAAGCUCCUGGACCCUGGGAUGCAGCUGACUCGAACAUCCCCAGAUUAUAGUAAAGAGGACGCGGCUAUCCCUUCGCCUACUCAAUAUCGUGUGAAGUAUGAUGGGGCCCCAAAGAGAAGCUACAGCUCCACCCUUCCCUGGAUGCAGAAAAAAAAGAACCCCUACACCUGGUUUAGUAAGAAAGAGGUGUCGGAGAGACAACAGGCAGCCAAAAUAGAUUACGUUCCCCCCCUGGAUGAAAACGUCAAGCGGGUAACAAAGGAAUUUUGUGAAUGGGUUAAUGCAAUGGGAGGAGAGAAAUAUAAUAUUGAUGAAGACACUAUCAUGAAGCUCUUUGACACGAGGUACGAAACGGAUAUCAAGACAGCCCUGCCCCUUAAAAUAGUGGAGCUGUAUCAAAUACCAGCAGAGCUGAGACAAUACCUGGGGAGGCAUCGGUUCCGGAAGAGGAGUCCCACAAAGCUAACCCCUUCUGAGCCCAAGUGGGAAAAGAUUAAAUAUGGAGCCUGGUACCUUCCCCCAAAGACAUGGAAAAAGAAGCGAGCAACUGAGAAGGAAGAAAUUCCUGAAUGUCUGCAAAUCUUCUUGAACGCCAGGAAGAAGAUUGUCCAAAAGGCCGAGGCAGAAUUAGAAUCGUCACUGCAUGGAACGUAUGCCUUUGAACAAUUCCUUGAAAGGAAAGGCUACAGGAAGCCUCAGUUUCUUAUGCAGAUGUUGGCUGCAAGUCGUUCUGAUAAAAUAGCUGAAGACAGUGAGCUGCUAUCCAGGAAGCUUUCAAUGAAGAUCCUUCAAGAAUUUAGAUCACAGUCUUCCGCAACCAUUUAAGUUUCUAUUCUGCUCCACUGGUGACAGUUUUAACCUUUGUGAAACAAAGCAAAAAAACAAAACAAAACCCACCCAUCAGACAGAGCUCUUGUAUGUUCCCACUCAUCUUCCUUAGCAGAUGUUGAGUCAGCCCCAGUCAAAGGCAGAGAGAAAUAAGCCAAGAAAAUUAAAGGAACAUAACAAGUUCAUCCAUAAAAUGAUUGGCCUUAUGCAUUAAAUGGUGGGUGGAAAGUUUUUUUUUUUUCAGAAUAGUAUGCGUUAGGAGAAAAUCAAUUUUAAAUAUAAAAGUAACAUUUACAGUGUUAACAGAAUGGGAAAAAUUCCAUGUAGCUUGUUUUCAUGCUGGGAAUGUUCAAUAAAACUUCUUCUGUUGUUAUAUGUGCUUGA
Molecule: messenger RNA, 1823 nt
Organism: Crotalus tigris (Tiger rattlesnake)
Lineage: Eukaryota; Metazoa; Chordata; Lepidosauria; Squamata; Viperidae
Product: protein FAM47E-like
Exons: 8
Coding region: 180-1436 (418 amino acids)
Source: RefSeq, a predicted model, not a curated record